Sorghum bicolor (sorghum) is the source of this 1691-nucleotide messenger RNA. Its product is annotated as 1-aminocyclopropane-1-carboxylate oxidase. The record is from RefSeq and is a predicted model, not a curated record. The transcript has a single exon. The coding region runs from base 372 to 1322 and encodes 316 amino acids. Gene Ontology annotation, molecular function: dioxygenase activity. NCBI's taxonomy places the organism in Eukaryota, Viridiplantae, Streptophyta, Magnoliopsida, Poales, Poaceae.
GCAUCCAGCGGCUCUGCCAAUGCCCAAGAAGCUUCAUCACACCUUAUUAGCUAGAGCUAGCCAUGGCAUGCACUAUGCAGGACAGCUCCAGUCCAGGUCCAUACAUACCUGCACUGCAAUGCUUGUCUUGACCGAAGCUUCCUCCUCAUCCAUGGCAGUAGGUUGAGCUGCUUGCUCACUAUAUAUACAGCACCAUCCAUGCCGAGCUCUCCAUCUCAAUUCAUCAGCUGCAAGCUAGCUAGCCUUCACUCAAGCAUCACAAAACCCUACUACUGCCACCUUCAGCACCUGCAUAGAUACAUAUAUACAAACACUUCACAACAAUCUAUCUGCUCGAUCGUCUUCAUCAAUUCCCAAGCCAAUAAUCAACAAUGGUGGUUCCCGUGAUCGACUUCUCCAAGCUGGAGCUGGACGGCGCCGAGAGGGCGGAGACACUGGCGCAGAUCGCCAAUGGCUGCGAGGAGUGGGGCUUCUUCCAGCUCGUGAACCACGGCAUCCCGCUGGAGCUUCUCGAGCGCGUCAAGAAGGUGUGCUCCGACUGCUACCGCCUCCGUGAGGCCGGCUUCAAGGCGUCGGAGCCGGUGCGCACGCUGGAGGCGCUCCUCGACGCGGAGCGGCGCGGCGAGGAGGUGGCGCCCGUGGACGACCUGGACUGGGAGGACAUCUUCUACAUCCACGACGGGAGCCAGUGGCCGUCCGACCCGCCGGCGUUCAAGGAGACCAUGCGCGAGUACCGCGCCGAGCUGAGGAAGCUCGCCGAGCGCGUCAUGGAGGCCAUGGACGAGAACCUCGGCCUGGACCGGGGCACCAUCAAGGCCGCCUUCUCCGGCGACGGCCGGCACGAGCCUUUCUUCGGCACCAAGGUCAGCCACUACCCGCCGUGCCCGCGCCCGGACCUCAUCACUGGCCUGCGCGCGCACACCGACGCCGGCGGCGUCAUCCUGCUGUUCCAGGACGACAAGGUCGGCGGCCUCGAGGUGCUCAAGGACGGCCAGUGGACCGACGUGCAGCCGCUCGCGGGCGCCAUCGUCGUCAACACCGGCGACCAGAUCGAGGUGCUCAGCAACGGCCGGUACCGCAGCGCCUGGCACCGCGUGCUGCCCAUGCGCGACGGCAACCGCCGCUCCAUCGCUUCCUUCUACAACCCGGCCAGCGAGGCCACCAUCUCGCCGGCGGCGGUGGCCACCAGCGGCGGCGAGGCGUACCCCAAGUACAUGUUCGGCGACUACAUGGACGUGUACGUCAAGCAGAAGUUCCAGGCCAAGGAGCCAAGGUUCGAAGCCGUCAAGGCGGCGGCGCCAAAGUCAUCUCCAGCGGCAUAAAUAAAUGGGGGUGGAAAUCGAAAAUUUUAAUAUAUUAUAAAUAAUUAUUAAUUUAUUUGUUGGAUAUAACAGCUGAAUAAAUAAUAAUAUAAGUAUAAUAAAUACGGGUUAGCACUUGUGGUGUUUCACUGUGUUUAACUUUAGUGGCAUGGCAUGAUAUAUUGUUGUAGCAAUAAGUUUGUUGAGUUUUAAUCCUAUAGAUAUAGAAAAGAAAAAGGUGUGUCUAGUCUUUGGUGUAUAGAGUUUAUUGAGCACAUGCAUAUCCAAGUAUUGGGUUUUUUCAUGUACUUAAUGUGAUAGUGGUUGUAUGUAAGAGUUGUACCAUCAUUUUUCGAAUGCAAUAAAGAGUGUGUUUGGCAUGACUCCGUA